Molecule: messenger RNA, 1906 nt
Organism: Trematomus bernacchii (emerald rockcod)
Lineage: Eukaryota; Metazoa; Chordata; Actinopteri; Perciformes; Nototheniidae
Product: vascular endothelial growth factor C-like
Biological process (GO): positive regulation of protein phosphorylation; sprouting angiogenesis; induction of positive chemotaxis
Cellular component (GO): membrane
Molecular function (GO): growth factor activity; vascular endothelial growth factor receptor 3 binding; chemoattractant activity
Source: RefSeq, a predicted model, not a curated record
GACUCGUCCUUGAAGCCAGACAUGGAGCAGCAGCUGCGCUCAGCCUCCAGCGUGGACGAGCUGAUGAGUCUCAUCUAUCCUUCGUACUGGACCGCCUCUGAAGUGCAGCCCAAACUCUCUGCGGCCUCUUCGGCCUCCAGGGUCUCCCCCCGGGCUCAGAGCCCACUGAGGCCCCCGGCUGAGGAGCCAACCUUCGCUGCUGCCUACCUCAACCUGGAUGUCCUGAAAAGUAUAGAGUCGGAGUGGAGGAAGACUCAGUGCAUGCCCAGGGAAGUGUGUGUCGACGUGGGCAGGGAGUUCGGGGCUCCCACCAACAUCUUCUAUAAACCACCCUGUGUGUCCGUCUACAGAUGUGGAGGGUGCUGCCACUCUGAAGACAAACAGUGCAGAAACAUCUCCACUGGGUACCUCAGCAAAACUCUGUUUGAGAUCACAGUGCCGAUCACCCAAGGCACCAAGCCGGUGACCAUCAGUGUUGCCAACCACACCCAGUGCAGCUGCCUGUCCAAACUGGACGUCUACAAACAGGUUCACAGCAUCAUCCGGAGAGCCCUGCCUGAGUGUCCAGCAGCCAAUAGGACUUGUCCUCCUGGUCAGUCUUGGAGCAGCAGGCAUUGUCGGUGUUUAGGCGGGACCUCCAGUAUGCACCACUACCCCCCCCCUCCACCGCUGCCGCCUCCAAGGCCCUCCCAACAGCAUCUUGACAUACUCUCAGCAGAUGUGUGUGGUAAGGAUAAGGAGCUGGACGUGGAGACCUGUCAGUGUGUGUGUCGGCGCGGGGAUAAGACUCCAGACUGCAGCCCUAACCGGCACUUUGACAGGAACAUCUGCCGGUGUGUGUGCAGCGUGCCGCCCUCUCCCUCCUGCCCGCAGAACCACGUCUUCAACAAGGACACCUGUCAGUGCACCUGCAGCAGGACGUGUCCCCGGCACCAGCCGCUCAACAGAACCAAGUGUUCCUGCGAGUGCAAUGAGUCGCCCAACAAGUGUUUCCUUAGAGGAAGGAGGUUUCAUCAAAACACAUGCAGUUGUCUCAGGCCUCCCUGCGAGGUGAGGAGGCGGCGGUGUGAACCCGGCUUCUCCUUCCGCGAGGAAGUCUGUCGCUGCGUACCGUCCCACUGGAGGCGACUGGACUGACGGCUGCUAACAUGCUAACCAGAUGCUAAUGAGCAUAUCACAGACUCAACAAAUAGAAUGAAUCACCAAUCCUGCUGCUGGUCAUGAGUAUCCCCACCAGCUGUGAUGGCAGCUAAGUGUGUGGACCCUGAUGAAGGUGGGAAACGUCAGAGAGCAGAUCUGGGGGGCUCUAGGGAUUUGAUGCACUGCCUAAACUUAUGAGGACGUUUUAAAGGAAGAGCGGCUGAGCGGGCCAGAGAAGGAAGGACUGAAACACUCGACACUUAAAAUACUGUUUAAAUAUUUUUAUAUAUAUUUGGAGGUUUUCUAUUAAUGAUGUCUCAAUAUUUUUGCGUCAAAUAUUGAUUAUAUAAUUUAUUAAUGUUAUUUUUCAGCCUUUGUUUAUUGCAAUUUCAAUCUUUUUCCAUGAAAAUACACUGUGAUCCAUAUUUUUGUAUCAUGUACAGUAAAUAUAUAUAAAUGUGUAAAAUAAAGUACUGUUACAUACUGUAAACCAAGUUUGUUCUGGUGCAUAUUAAAAUGUGGUUGUUCUGUUAUAAAUCCACCUUGGUCUCAGAAAAAAAUGUAAAACUGUAAAUCGAUGAAUUGUAAAGUUUUGUAAGGAAGAAAUACUACGGUCAAAUGUAAAGUGUGCCUUACUUAUAUAGUAAAGACAUGUUGGACUUUUAGAAACACCCAGGUUCUCCUUCUAUUGAUACAACGUACUCAUAUAUUUAAACUGACAUCGGAAGAGUUUUAUACCUAAGAGAUAAAAGAGGAAAAUAUUAAA